AUGAGAGCUUUCAUCGCAGUUUCAAUGGUGGUGCUGGCCGUGUCUGUACGUGGCAGAGAAAUACGCCAAAGAAGAGAUAUCGACCUUGUAGCAGCCGCCUCUCACGGUUGGGAGAAAGGUGACGGUGGUGAACACCACUUGGAUCAUCACUCCGAGCAUGGUGGACAUGGAGAAAAAGGAUACAAAGGAUAUCACAGUCAUGAACAUGGCGAAAAAGGCCACUCGGACCACGAAGGUCAUAAAGGCCACUACGAUGACCACGGUGGCCACAAGAAGCACCAUCACCAUGACGACGGCUACUAUGAUGAGCACCACCAAGGGGAGAAAGGUGAAAAAGGACAUGGAUUCGAAGAAAAGGGGUAUUUUCAUAAAGGUCAUUCCACUAAAGGUCAUCAUGGUAUCCACAAAAUAGACGAGUUCAAAAAGGACAAACACUUCCAUGACAAACAUGGUGAAUCCGGUUUCGAAGAAGGGUAUGGUGGUCAUCACCACGAAGGAGGCUACAAAGAGGGCGGUCACUUCGACAAAGGACACAAAGACGGUGGAUUCAAUGAACACGAGUACGGAAAAAAGGGCUUCUUUGAAAAGGGUGGACAUCACAGCCAACAUAAAGGACAUCACGAUGAAGGUGCCGGUGAAGAGUACUGGGGUCACGAUGAAGGACAUGGCAGCAAAGGUGGUCAUGAAGGACACAAAGGCUGGGGAUGGCAUAAAGGUCAUAAAUGA
Messenger RNA from Arctia plantaginis, 726 nucleotides. The record is from the annotation of a GenBank genome assembly. Lineage: Eukaryota; Metazoa; Arthropoda; Insecta; Lepidoptera; Erebidae.